Molecule: messenger RNA, 1122 nt
Organism: Seminavis robusta
Lineage: Eukaryota; Bacillariophyta; Bacillariophyceae; Naviculales; Naviculaceae
Source: the annotation of a GenBank genome assembly
AUGGCAAGUCGUAUGGCUCCUUGGCACCUCCGCCAAUUCCACCGGAGAGCUUCGUCACAUCGAGUGGGCAAUGAGUCAGAUGGUACCAAGAAGCAUGAAAAUACCCUUCUCUCCCUGGGAAAGGACACUCAAUCGGCGCAUGCGAUCUUUAGCAAGGCUCCCAGCGACUACUUUGAAUGCAGUCAGAACGGUGGCUUUAUCGUCCAAGAUGGGAAAACAGUGACGGGGAAGAUUGAUGGAGACGAAGUAGUUUUUGAACUACGAGAAGAUGUAUCACAGAAACCCACUACAGAUCGAACCCAACGUUUUGACGACAGAAAUUUCAAAUCCAUCAACAACGAACCCUCUCGAUGGGAUAUCCGUGGUCUUUGGUUCAUUGAAGAAGACAAAUGUUGUGGUGAUCCUGAUAUGAGCUUUCUAGAGGUAUUCGACUAUGCCGUUCAGACUUCUUUUACUAUUGGAUACGGAGGGUACGUCCCUCAAGGUAUCUGGUCCAAUUUCUUGGUGGUAUUGAUCAGCUUAUUUGCCAUAAUGCAGAUUGGAAUAUAUACGGGACUGCUAUACUUCAAGUUUUCAUGUCCCGUAGCUAAAAUUCAAUUCUCGGAUGUCAUGACACUAUCCAAUGUCAAUGGGCUUCCGUGCAUCGAGCUACGAGUGGGAAAUUGCGAUGGAUCCAGAAACAACCUGAUUGAUGUUUCAGCUCGAAUGACAUAUCAAUACACCAUCAAGUACAUGGACGAAAAGGGCCACGAACGAAUGUUUGCUCAGACGGAAGAACUCAUGUUACUGGCCGAUCGACGCUUCGAACUCCGAGAAGUUGUAUGGACGCUGAGGCAUGUCGUGGAUGAACACUCUCCAUUGUAUGGUUUGGAUCUUCUAGAACCACCCGGCAGCAACAUUGUUCAGUUCGACGUGUGCAUCAAUGCAACGCAAAAGAUCACUGGGGCGCCUGUCUUUGCCCACACUGGUUAUGAAAUUGUGGACGUCAUGAUUGGACAUCGAUUUGUCGAUCAAAUUGAAUAUGAUCGCGUCACCAGAUCUGGGUUCUGUGACUAUGCCAAAAUGGACGACACGGUUCCGCAUCCAGUGUGGUAUCCUACGGCAAGGCGGCAGGCUAAGUAG